Molecule: messenger RNA, 6502 nt
Organism: Oncorhynchus nerka (sockeye salmon)
Lineage: Eukaryota; Metazoa; Chordata; Actinopteri; Salmoniformes; Salmonidae
Product: GRIP and coiled-coil domain-containing protein 2-like
Exons: 23
Coding region: 171-5198 (1675 amino acids)
Biological process (GO): late endosome to Golgi transport
Cellular component (GO): Golgi apparatus
Source: RefSeq, a predicted model, not a curated record
ACGGACGUUGUUUGACGAAGUCGGAAAUGAAUUGAAGCUUAGUGUUGGACAUCAAAAUAGUGAAAUGCUUUAGUUUUCAAAUCGUACCAUUCAGUAACCUAUAGCAGAUAUUCAGCUACACAGACUACCGAUUCCGUUAACGAUUGGCUAGUUACAUUGCUUCGAUCAGGAUGGAGCAGGACACUGUCCCGGAGUCUGUGGCCUCACCACCUUCAGGUGCAGCAAAAUCAAAGUUGGACACGUUGUCCAAGGAUGACCUCAUCAAGUUUGCCAAGAAGCAGAUGGCUGCCAUCCAGAAGAUGAAGUCCAAAUGUGCAGAUUUGGAGAAGGAAGUUGACACCCUCAAGUCUCAGCCAACAGGCAAUUCAGACGACUCCGUCAUACAGGAGCUGACUGAGAGGAUGAGUGCCUUGCUGCUGGAGAAGGCUGAGACCCAGCAGAGUGCAGUGUUACUGCGGAAGGAGAAUGAGAAGGUCAAGCAGCGGGAGCAGGAUGCAGUAAGAAAACUGGCCACCCUGCAGGGAGAGUUGAACCAGGCCAAGGAAGACCACCAGAAAAAGAUGGCCACUUUUGAGAAGACCAUGCACGUAUCCCAGGCCAAACAUAAAGAAGAAGUCGAAUUCUUUCAGAGGCUUCUGAGAGAGAAAGACGAGAGUGACAGAGAGAAAGAGAGCGAAAGAGAGAAAGAAAAGCAUAGGGAAAGAGAAAAGGAAGAUACAAACAAUAGUGUAGAAGCUGUUAGUCACAGCCUGGAGUCGCAGAUCUUGAGUCUGCAGACAGAGCUAGCUGCAGCGGUGGAGCGAAGUGCCCAGGAGGCUGCAGUGCUGCAGGAGGACCACCAGAGGGCGCAGACAGAGGCCCAGCAAGAAGUAGAGAACCUACGAGAAGAGUUGGCCCAGCAUAGCAUGCAACAUGAAGAGGAGCUGAGAGCUCUGGAGGAGGACUUUGAGAUGGAGAGAGAGAGACUGCUUCUCCUCCAAGAGGAGCUCAGUGAGCAGCUCGCUCUCAAAGACAGUUUCUUGCAGGAUGUGCAGGAGGAAGAGGAGGAGCCUAGCGGCCGCAGCUCGGGGAUAGCCAGGAUGUUGGAGCUGUCUGGUUUAAGUCAGAUUGAUGCCAGUGAUGGAGAGACGGAGACUGGACAGCUCCGAUCCGCCUUGGAGGACCUGCAAUCCCAGAAUACAAUGCUGCAAGACGAACUGACCUUCUUGGGCAAUGUGAAGACUCAACUGGAGGCGGAGCUUGAGAGGAUGAGGGAGGAGUUUCAGACAGAGAAGGAGGAGCUAGAAUUUAAGAUCGAUGAGUUGCUGAUGACCCGGGAGGGUGCGACCCCUGACCUGAAUAUGACCCCUUACCGAGACCCUCUGAGCCCGGCAACCCCCAAGUGUGACCUUCAGGAGGUUCCAGCCCUCACUCAGCUCCAGCAGAGUGGGUCACAGAGAGAACCAGCAUACAGCCUGCCUGCCAGCUCUGCUAGCCCCUCCAGCCCUUUCCCUGACACAGACCACCAGAGUUUGACCCUGGAAGAACAGCAGAGACUGAUCCUAGAGGUCCAGGAGCUGAGGACCCAGUGUGAGACCUUAGCUAGAAAGAAUACCCAGGCGGUGGGUGAAUGUGAGUCUCUAGCCAAAGAGAGGUGCCAGGCAGUGGAUGAAUGUGAGUACCUAGCCAGAGAGAGGGGGCAGGCGGUGGCUGAGUGCGAACACACCAGAGACAUUCUGAAAGGCCUGGAGACUGAGCUAGGUCAGAGGACUGGGGACUUCGUCAGACAAUGUGAAGCUAUGAAGGAACAGGGGGCGUCAGCGAUCCAGGAGCUACAGGAGAGAGUCAGAGGGCUAACUGAGGAGAGAGAGAGUCUGGUAGAGAAGUUGAGAGUGCUGAAUGAAGACCGAGAAAGCCUAUUGGAGGAGGUCCAGGGCCUGGAGAAGAGGCUGGAGAGCUUCCUGGAGCAGACACAGGCAGCUGAGGGGCUGAAGGAGCAGCUGCAGACAUCUCUGGAGGAGAAGACAGAAUUAGCUCUCGAGUUUAAGACCUCUCUGGAGGAGAAGACUGUGUUAGCCUCUGAGCUAAAGGCCUCUCUUGAGGAGCAGACAGCGUUAACCCUCGAGCUAAAGGCGUCAGUGGAGGAUCUGAGCAGGCAGAAUGGGGAGAUCCUCUCUCAGCUACAGAUGAAGGAGAGUGCUGUUCAGGAGUUGGAGGAUUCACUCAAUGAGGUGAGCACAGAGAGGGACCAAACACUGUCAGCACUGCAGGAGAGAGAGAUGGAGGUGGUGAGGCUGAGGGAGGUGGAGGGGAGGCAAGGCCAAAGAGAAAGGGUGGCUGAGCUACAGGCUCGUAUAGAGGAGCUGGAGAAGGAGAGGAGCCUGCUGAAGAGCAGCCUAGGGGAGGUGCAGGGGAGCCCAGGGGAGGAGGUGGAGGAGCUACAGGCUCGUAUAGAGGAGCUGGAGAAGGAGAGGAGCCUGCUGAAGAGCAGCCUAUGGGAGGUGCAGGGGAGCCCAGGGGAGGAGGUAGAGGAGCUACAGGCUCGUAUAGAGGAGCUGGAGAAGGAGAGGAGCCUGCUGAAGAGCAGCCUAGGGGAGGUGCAGGGGAGCCCAGGGGAGGAGGUGGAGGAGCUGCAGGCUUGUGUAGAGGAGCUUGAAAAGGAGAGGAACCUCCUGAAGUGUAAUCUGGGGGAGCUGGUGGGAGAUACUGAAGCUCUACAGAGAGACCUGGUAGAGAUGAAACUUGCCAAUGAGAAGAUGAGAACAGAGAAUCAGGAAUUAUUGGCUCAGGUCAGCAACGCUACAGAGACACUGGCAGACAAAGAGAGGGAGCAGAAGGUGGGAGGAGAGACGGAGAGAGAGGAGGAGGAAAAACAAGAGGAGAGGAGAGCGCUACAACAGCAGCUAACAGAAAAGGACAAAGUCAUAUCCCAGCUGAAGAGUCAGAUGGCUGUCCUGCAGUCUACAGCCUCCACUGUCUCAGAGGAGAACACAGCCAUAGAGUUCACUGAGAAAAUCGCCCUGCUGGAGAAGGAAAGCAAAGAGAAGAAUGAGAGGAUGAAUAAGAUCAAGGCGGUGGCUGUGAAAGCCAGGAAGGAGCUGGACACCAGCAGGAAAGAGGCUGUGUCUCUGAAGGAGGAAGUGGAGGUGUUGAAGGCUGAGCGAGAGAAAGUGACCAGCUCAAUGAAAGACAUCAUUCAUGGAGCAGAGGGAUACAAGAACUUACAGUUGGACUACGACAGACAGACAGAGCAGCUGGAUAAGGAGAGAGAGAAGGUGGAGGGAGCUGAGAAACAGAUCUCCGAGCUGACCAAACGACUCAACACCGCCGUACAACAGCAUGAGCAGCUGUGGUCGGAGAGAGAGGACCUGAUGACUGGAAUGGAGACGCUGAGGAGCACAGUGAGACAGAUGGAAGGACAGACAGCAGAGCUGCACAGGCAGACAGACACCCUGAACAGAGACCAUCAGGCUGAGAGACUACUGAAGGAACAAAAGACAAAGGAGCUGUCGUCGUUGCAGAAAGAGGUAGAGGAGUUGACCGCUCAGCUCCGCAGACAGAAGCAGCAGUCUCAGCAGACUGCACGGGAGCUGGAGCAGCUACGCAAGGAGGCCCAGCAGAGCUCGUUGUUGGACAUGGAGAUGGCAGACUAUGAACGCCUGGUCAAAGAACUCAACACCAACCUGUCAGAGAAGGACGUGUGCGUGGAGGAGCUGAAAACACAGAUACACACACACACUCAGAAAGAAGACACACUCAACCAGGAGAUUGAGGGUCUGAAGUCCCAGCUGGACCAGGGGGAGGACAAGGGCGCCAAGAUGAAACAGCUGCUGGUGAAAACCAAGAAAGAUCUGGCGGACGCCAAGCGGCAGGAAGCCUCUCAGAUGAUGACCCUGGCUUCUCUGAAGAGAGAACUGGAGACCCACCAACAGGAGCUAGAGAACAGUAAGAUCCAGUGCUGUGACCUGUCUGGGGAGCGCCAUCGGCUGCAUGAGCAGCUGAGGACUCUGACAGAACAACAGCAGAGAACAAGCAGCACCCUGCAACACCGACUGAGCUCACUACAGCAGGAGUUCAACACUGCCCAGGCUGAGCUGUCAUUUGUCACUACUGAGUUUGACAGCUAUAAGGUCAGAGUUCACAAUGUCCUCAAACAGCAGAAGAACAAGAGUUCGGCCCAGAGUGACGGACACGCCACCAGACAGGAGAGAGAGCAGAUGGAGUCCAUGGUGGACCAGUAUAAAGCCAAGCUGCAGGACAGUCAGCAGAGUCUGGCGGUGAGCACUGCAGAGUUCCAACAGCUCCAGAUGGAACACGACACACUACUGGAACGACACAACAAGAUACUGCAGGAGACCGUAACUAAAGAGGCUGAACUCAGAGAGCGACUCCUGUCUCUCCAGGCAGAGAGUAUGUCGCUGCGGACAGAGCUUGCCCAGACGGUGGGUCAACUUACCUCCCAGGCCGACGCCCAACGCUCAGGGUUCCGGGAGCAGAUCCGCCACCUUCAGGACGAACACAGAACUACAGUAGAGACCCUGCAGAACCAGAUGACCCGGCUGGAGAACCAACUAUUCACAUUGCAGAGCCAGACCGCUCCAGUCCAGACCAGUCGUAAGCCAGUGGUGGACCGCCGGACUGUGGACCAGGGGGCGAUGGGGGGGCUGGGCCUCAGUGACCUCCAGUCCAUGGCUAGAGAGGAGGGGGAGGGCAUGGAGACCACUGAGACAGAGUCCCUGUCCCUCCCACACACACCCCUACCCUCACUGGAGCAUCUACUCACGUCCCCAGACCCCAAACAGGAGCCGUUUGUGUGGCAGGUGGAGCCGACUAAAGAGGAGUUAAGUCAGAAGUUGGCCACAGCUACACGCAGUAUGGAACACAUGAACAUGCUACUGCAUGAGACCGAGGCUACCAACGCUGUUCUGAUGGAACAGGUCAAUCUGUUGAAGUCUGAGGUGCGUCGUCUGGAGCGUAACCAUGAGAGGGAGAAGAGUGUAGCCAACCUGGAGUAUCUGAAGAAUGUCCUCCUGCAGUUCAUCUUCCUGCAGUCAGGCAGCGAGAGACGGGCUCUACUCCCCGUCAUACACACCAUGUUACAACUCAGCCCUGAGGAGAAGAAUAAACUGGCUGCUAUCGCAAUGGGUGAGGAGGAGGUGGGAGGAGCUAAAGGCUCAGGAUGGACCUCCUACCUUCACAGCUGGUCUGGCAUCAGAUGAAGACAUCAACUACUGCCAUCUCACUACCUGCCUUCACUGUCAUCUGAUCAAUCUGUCUGAUCAACUGGAGUUAUUGAAAAGUCUUCAUAUAUUAUUGAUGAUCAUUAAUCUACUUGAAGUGAAGCAAGUGCUGACAGCAGCUAAACAAGCAGGAGCUCUUUUAACUGUUUAGUUACUGGACCGGUGAUGAUUCCUCAAUGCCUCACAUUCAAUACUUAGUUUUUUACGACUGAAUUUGUAGCUUCGUAAUAAUCCGCUCCAUGCAGCGCCUAAGUUAAAAUGGUUAAUGAAGUGAACUAUGACUGUGAUGACACAUUUCACUUAAGAUCUAAUGUAGAGUGGUUAAUCAACAAUUAUAACAAUUCACACCUGUUUCCAUGUAUCAAUAUUACAUACCAAAGAAUGCUAUGUUAAUAUGUAGGUACGUAGUCUGUAAUUGUGUGUGUAUAUAUAGUAAUUAUGUACUUGCUGUGAAAUCACAAUGUUAUUGCAAUGGGGGGCUGCUUUUUUUCAAGUUAACCAAACAUGAAGAAAGGGUACUGGAUAUCAAUGACUGGGUCAAAUUGAGGCCUCUGGUCUGUCGUCCUAUGGUUGUGCUUCAUAUCACAUCAUCAUUUACAAACAGCUAUCUGCACUUGAAUUUACACAUUUGGUAGACUAGCACCAACUGUGACAUGUAUAGGAGUCACAUUAGGCUCUCAUUUACUAUGACCAAGGCUGCGCCUGAAAUUGUACUCUUAUUUCCCAUAUAUUGCACAAUAUUGGGAUAAAGUGCCGGUUCAGAUUUGGCUCGUCUCUUACCCAGAGUUAUAUGCUAAUGUCAUUGUUCUGUGUUAUUCCUAAGGCAUAUUAAUGAAUGAGGCCAGAUGGGGACAAGUAAUACAUGGGAAUAACUGAAUGUACUCGUAAUGAAUAAUUGUAUAUUUAAACUGGGAAAGUAUAUUGUUCGGCUAUAAAAUAUGAAUGAUUACUGAUGUUGAAAACUGGUGAUGGUGUCCAGUCCUCACGGUUAAAGUUGAUAUCCCCUCUGGGUUAAGACAUGAUUUAGAAAAGGACACAUAAGUCAAAGUUAAGCAUACGUUUUAGGUCAACCAUUUUAUAUAAAGGAUCAGUAGCAAAACCACCAUUCUUUUUUCUAAGAGAUUAUUUAACUGUGAAUAAAGAUGACAAUUAAUAUAUAUGCUUUUUUAAAUACGUUUUUUUUUUUUUUACUUUCUUGGCCUGCCGCUACUCUUGUUCAUCUAAAAAUGUAAUGUCUCAUAUCAACUUUUUAAGUCACCCCAAUUAAAUGAUUUUGAGGUAAA